Coffea eugenioides is the source of this 1015-nucleotide messenger RNA. Its product is annotated as small heat shock protein, chloroplastic-like. The coding region runs from base 69 to 791 and encodes 240 amino acids. The record is from RefSeq and is a predicted model, not a curated record. Gene Ontology annotation, biological process: response to heat. Lineage: Eukaryota; Viridiplantae; Streptophyta; Magnoliopsida; Gentianales; Rubiaceae. The transcript has 2 exons.
UCCUGCAUUAUCAAUGUGAAGGCCAUUCUGCAAAAUCUCAAGGAUCUUCUUAGUCGAGUUCGACCAAAAUGUCUCACUGUUUAUCAAAUCUUCCAAUCUCUCAACCACACGUGACUCCCCAAAGAUGUUCGACAACUUCAAAUCGCUCUUAUGGUAGAUCUUCCCGCCACUUGUUGAGCCCAGUUUCUAGUAGAAAUAUCUGUAAAGGCAUCAGAGCUAUGACAGGUGAGGCCAGAGACAAUCUUGACCAUUUGCAAAGGGCUAACAAGCGGCAAACUCCCCAGCCCAGAAAUAAAUCAGCCCCUGUUGCACCAAUAGGGUUGUGGGACAGGUUUCCAACAGCAAGAACCGUGCAGCAAAUGAUGGAGACGAUGGAGAGACUAAUGGAAGACCCUUUUGCCUACAGUGGAGGAUGGCCAUCGUCUUUGGCCCCAGAGACUGGGGGGUACAGCAGGGGUAGGACGCCAUGGGAGAUAAAGGAAAGCGAUGGGGAGUACAAAAUGAGGUUCGACAUGCCUGGUAUGACUAAAGAAGAUGUGAAGGUGUGGGUUGAGGAGAAGAUGCUGGUAGUGAAAGCCGAGAAGGUGCCAAAGAAGAAGAAUGAGGAUGGAGAAGAGGAGGAGAAAAAUGAGUGGUCUGCUAAAAGCUAUGGGAGGUACAAUAGUAUAAUUGCUUUGCCAGAGAAUGUGCAAUUUGAGAAGAUUAAGGCUGAGGUUAGGGAUGGUGUUCUGUACAUUACCAUACCAAAGGCUAGUAGUCAUGGCAAGAUUUUGGACAUUAACGUUGAAUGAAUGUCUGCAGCAAAGCAACAUGGGUUCAAUGUCAAUGAUUUAAGGUCUCUUCAAAUGUUACAAUGUCCAGACAAGUAUCUAAGUCUGAUUGUAUAGCUGAUGGAAUGGUUAUAUUUACGGAUACAAUAAAGAAUUCUGCUUGUAUUUUCGAAAUUGUAAACUGUACCAUCAAGAAGUACGGUCACUUCAUCAAUAUACUAAAUGGGUUGUACCGGAUGUUAAAA